AAAAAAAAAAAAAAAAAAAAGGGGUCCCAGUUAGUCGACGCGCAGGUCUGGAUGCGCACGUGAGCCUUAUGACUUUUGGCGGGACUGCAAAUGGGCGGCAAAGGUGGCAACCUCUACCUCAGCAUGUUGAGCGGCGCCGAGGCGCAGACCCUGGCGAAGACCCCCGAAGGGAGCGGACACCUCCACCGCGGCGGCGCCAAGGACCUGGCGGACUUGAAGAUGGGCAUCCAGGACGCGCGGUUCUACUACCCGGACUCGGUGGCGGGCGCCCAGGACGCCCUGGCCCUGCAGUACCACGCGGAGCAGGCGGCCGGCGGCUUCGGGGCGCAGCCCGCCCGCUUCUACGCGCAGACGCUCGCCGGCUGCCCGUACGGGGGCGUGCAGCGCUCGCCGCCGAGGAGCGCCGCGGGACCGGGCUACGGGGACGGCUUCCCCGCGGCGGGCAAGGACUCGUACCCGCCGUCGCCGGAGAGCUUCGCGGCGGGCUACCAGCGGGCCGGCCUGUACCCGCUGCCCGGCCUGCAGCUGUGCGGCAAAACGCAGGCGCUCCUCAACAACUACCCGCUGUGGGCCAAGUUCCACAAGUUCCACACCGAGAUGAUCAUCACCAAGCACGGCAGGAGGAUGUUCCCCUUCCUGAGCUUCAACAUCAGCGCUCUGGACCCCUCCGCCCACUAUAACGUCUACGUGGACGUGGUUCUGGCGGACCAGCACCACUGGCGCUACCAGGGGGGGAAGUGGGUGCAGUGUGGCAAAGCGGAGGGCAACAUGCCAGGAAACAGGACGUACGUGCACCCCGACUCGCCCAACACGGGCGCACAUUGGAUGAGACAGGAAGUGUCCUUCAGCAAACUCAAGCUGACCAACAACAAAGGCAGCACCAACAACGUGGCACAGAUGAUCGUGCUUCAGUCUCUGCACAAAUAUCAGCCUCGUCUUCACGUGGUGGAGGCCAAGGAGGACGGCUCGGAGGACGCCUUCCAGCCGUCCAAAGCUCAAAGCUUUGUCUUCCCCGAGACGCAGUUCAUCGCCGUCACCGCCUACCAGAACGCAGACAUCACACAGUUGAAGAUCGACCACAACCCCUUCGCCAAGGGUUUCCGGGACAGCUACGACACUUUGUACGCGCCCCCCGACCGCCUCACCCCCUCCCCCACAGACAGCCAAGCGUUGCUGGCGGGGGGCUGCUACCCUCCAGGCUACCUGAGCGAGCCGUACAUCAGCCCGCUGCCCCAAAGUCGCUUCUACGGCCGCGAGCCCGUGACGGGGGCCCAGCAUCACAAGGACCCCGCCUCCAGCCCGGGGCCCCACUGGUACCUGCCGUCCCAGCAGGCCGUCACCCCCAACCGCCUCGACUUCGCGUCGUCCUUCGAGGGCGACUUCUCGGGAGGCGGCCUCUACAAGCCCUUCCCCCUCCAGACACCCGCCCUCAGCUACUACCCCGAGCACCCGUUCGCCUCCACCAGCGUGUCGGUGGCCACCACGGCGGCAUGGACCGCCACCCGGCCUCCCGCUCAGUACCUCAGCCACCCCGGGAAACCCUCCCCCAGCCUGGCCUGGUUCAGACCGCUCGCCACCUCCCCCUCGUCGCCCGGCAACGCCCGGCCGCACCUCGCCUCCCUGCUGGAGCCCCCCUUACCGGGUGACAAGGCGAAGGAGGCGGGGGAGGAGCAUUGGCUGGCGCCGCCCUCGGUGAAGUCGGCCCACCCGACAGACUCACCGCUGUUUGCGGGCGAGGUGAAGAAGAGGAGGGUGUCGCCCAACACCUCCAGUGGCGAGAACUCGCCGCCGCUACAGCAUGCAUCGGAAGUGUGCGACAAAGACAGCGACUACUUUGGAUAUUACACCCACUGAACGUCACGCCCCCCCCAAACCCCCCCCCCACCAUGGCCCCGCCCUCCCACUCACACCUGGAUGAGGUCCCCGCUGAACAUUUGUGCGGCCCCUCACGAGGACGUUUGAAGGCCAACGUCACACAGCAGGACGUGGAGAGGAUGCGACGUGUCCGCAGAAAGGACGCCCCGAGGUCACCUGAACGCAACACACACCGGCGACCGCCGCCUCGGAAACAUCUGGAUUGUUUAAAAAAAAACAAACAUGGGCAUAUCUUGACAAGAGCCUGCAGGCCUUGUCUCCUGUUCUUCUCCUCUUCCGCCGUCAAACACCCUCUUUUCUCACCCUCUCCUCCUCCUCCUUCUCCUCGGACCCGCAGCUCACUUGGCGCACUCUAGUGGCGGCGCACAGUACUGCAGGCUUGGUUUUCUUACUCAAAUGAAUGCAUUUUUCAUCUUCACUGCUAAAUGAAGGAACAUAUGCAAACUUCUUACAGCUAAAAUAAUAGCAGGACCUUUGAAUCUCAACAAAAUGAUUGAGCUUUUAUAAAACAUACAGAGCGGAACUGUUGGUUGUGAAGGUUACCAAGACAAGCGCCAAAGCACGGCUGUCCAAAACACGGCUCGUAGCUCAUUUUUUAACGGCCCGCGGCACAAUCGUUAGCAUUCUGAUAUUAGCGUGUUAGCUUUUUCGCUAACAGUCGUAUUUGGUGCAUGCUAACGUUAGCAUGCUAGCAUUUAAAAAUUCAGGUACACACCUGAGAAUAAUUUGGUGCUUAAUGCACGCUAACAUUUGCAUGAUAGCAUUUUAAACAGGUUCACACACAGUAAUAUAUUUUGCUACUUGACACGUUAUAGUUAGCGUUUUCGCAUGCUAACUUUAAAAUGCUAGCUUUUUUUAGCUAAUUCAGCAGGUAUACAACUCCGUGUCAUAGAUUCUGAUAUUCCAUUAAUGCCAAUUGUAAGCAUGUUAGCAUAGUACUGUUAGCAUGCCAGCUUUAUUAGUUCAUUUUGCUCAUAUCCUUGUUACUUGAUGCCAUCUGGCCAGCGUGCUAAUUGUUAGGUACACACCUGAGAGUAAUUUAUUACGGUACUUGACACAUGUUACAGGUAGCGUUUUAGGAUGUUAACUUUAACAUGGAAGCUUUUGCAGCUAAUUUAGUAGGUAUACCUCAGUCGUAUUUUUGCACUUGAUGCAUGCUAACCCUAGCAUGCAUAAACACAUUUUUCCGGUACACACCUCGGAGUAACAUAUUAUGGUACUUGACGCAUGCUACAAUUAGCAUUUUAACAUGCGAACAUUAACAUGCAAGUUAUGCAUGCUAAUGUUAGCAUGGUAGCAUUGAAAAAAAAUGCAGGU
This is a messenger RNA of Nerophis lumbriciformis (worm pipefish), 3192 nucleotides long. RefSeq names its product T-box transcription factor 21 (gene tbx21). Gene Ontology annotation, cellular component: chromatin; nucleus. The record is from RefSeq and is a predicted model, not a curated record. Gene Ontology annotation, molecular function: RNA polymerase II cis-regulatory region sequence-specific DNA binding; DNA-binding transcription factor activity, RNA polymerase II-specific. Gene Ontology annotation, biological process: regulation of transcription by RNA polymerase II; positive regulation of DNA-templated transcription; lymphocyte migration. NCBI's taxonomy places the organism in Eukaryota, Metazoa, Chordata, Actinopteri, Syngnathiformes, Syngnathidae.